Messenger RNA from Knipowitschia caucasica, 1620 nucleotides. Lineage: Eukaryota; Metazoa; Chordata; Actinopteri; Gobiiformes; Gobiidae. The record is from the annotation of a GenBank genome assembly.
AUGCGUCAGUGCGUCAGUGAGAGCGGAGCCAAGUGUCGGCAUGUCAACAGUGUGCGCGCGCCUCUGUCUGCCGCGCACGGGCCCCGGGCGUCUGUCCGCGAGGAGCCGAUGGGCGCAGUGACUGAGGGAGAGGACGUUCUGGCCAGAUGGACCGACGGCCUGCUCUACCUCGGGAACGUCAAGAGAGUGGACGGGCUGAAGCAGUGCUGUCUCGUCCGCUUUGAGGACAACUCUGAGUUCUGGGUCCUGCGUAAAGACAUCCACACCUUCGCAGGAGUGGGGGAGGACACCUGCUGUCUCUGUGAUGGACCAGCUCUCAAAGACCUGCUGGUCACGUGUCUGAAGUGUCGCCACGGGUACCAUGUGACCUGUCACUGCCCCCCCGUGGACCCGGAGGUGGACCAGGACUCGUGGAUCUGCAGACACUGUGUCUUCGCGGUUGCGACUAAGAGGGGCGGGGCCAUGAAGCGUGGUCGUUUUGCCAGACUGAUGCAGUACAUGAAGCUGCGUCUGCCCUAUCAGCUCUCGGCUCUGGACUGGGACCCUCAACAUCUGACCAAUCAGCAGCAGUGUUACUGCUACUGCGCUGGGCCUGGAGAGUGGCAUCUGAAGAUGCUGCAGUGUGCUCGCUGUGGUCAGUGGUUCCAUGAGGCCUGUACCCAGUGUCUGUCCAAACCUCUGCUCUACGGAGACAGGUUUUAUGAGUUUGAGUGUUCGGUUUGUACCAAGGGCCUAGAGACCAUCCAGCGCCUGCCCAUGACCUGGGUGGACCUGGCCCAUCUGGUCCUCUACCACCUGUCCCUGUGCUGCAAGAGGAAGUACUUUGACUUCGACCACGAGAUCCUGUCCUUCGCCAUCGAGAACUGGGAGUCUCUGCUGCUGGGCGCGCUGUCGGACACCCCGAGGCAGGAGCGCUGUCACCACCUGCUGAACGCCCUGAACGAGCACAAGGACAGGUUUGUGUCGGGGAAAGAGAUCAAGAAGAAGAAGUGCCUGUUUGGACUCCAGGUUCGAGCUCCGCCCCCUCUGGCCUCAGACUCCUCCCCCGUCCUCACUGAGGCUCCGGUCAGCAUCGCUCACCGCAAAAGCCCUCUGUCCGUCCCUUGUUCAAAGAGAGUGGGCGCCCUCGAGUACAGGAAGCCUAAGAGACGACUGUCUGAGUCACAGACCUGUCCUGCACCGGUGGACGUUGCCCCCAUAGACUGUCUGCCGUGUUGCCAUGGAUACAUGGGUGGGACCAGUCUCUGCAAUAGGAGGAUGGAUCAGGGGUUCAGCCCGAGCCCUCCGUCCAAACGGAUGAUGUCCUUCUACCACAACUCAACGGCUUACAGCGGCAGCACAGGGAUGUCCAGGACCCACCACUACUACAACAGUGCGGAGGAGGCUCACCGCACACCAGCGCAGUGCCUGCAGUACACGCCCCACAGCGCCCCCCAGUGGCAGCACCAGGCAGCACACACCAACCCCCUCCCGCUGUGUCAGGGGGGGCUGGGAGGGGCCUCUGCGGACGGGGGCGGGACAUGGGGGAGCUCCGAGGCGGUGCGCAUCCUGGCACGCCGGGUCACCCACGACGGCAAAGUGCAGUACCUGGUGGAGUGGGAGAACGUGGGCAUGUACUGA